Heterocephalus glaber (naked mole-rat) is the source of this 2057-nucleotide messenger RNA. Its product is annotated as cytochrome P450 2J2. Gene Ontology annotation, biological process: xenobiotic metabolic process. Lineage: Eukaryota; Metazoa; Chordata; Mammalia; Rodentia; Bathyergidae. Gene Ontology annotation, molecular function: iron ion binding; oxidoreductase activity, acting on paired donors, with incorporation or reduction of molecular oxygen, reduced flavin or flavoprotein as one donor, and incorporation of one atom of oxygen; heme binding. Gene Ontology annotation, cellular component: cytoplasm; intracellular membrane-bounded organelle. The record is from RefSeq and is a predicted model, not a curated record.
UGGGGACCAAGGUGUUGAUGAGCUAGGACAGUCCUCUGUGCAGUCCUCCGAAGGCCCAGCGCAGGUCCUCCACAUGCUGGCGGCGGUGGGAUCCCUGGUGGCCGCCCUCUGGGGCGCGCUCCACCUCCGCACUGUUCUCCUGGGCGCUGUUGCCUUCCUGUUCUUUGCCGACUUCCUCAAAAGGAGGCGCCCAAAGAACUACCCUCCGGGGCCCUGGCGCCUGCCUUUUCUGGGAAACUUCUUCUACCUGGACGUUGAAAAAUCCCAAAUGGCGGUUAAGCGGCAUGUGAAGAAAUACGGUAACCUUGUUAGUUUGGAAGUAGCUGACAUAUCUGCAGUGCUUGUAACUGGACUGCCCUUAAUCAAAGAAGUCCUUACCCACACGGACCAGAACUUUAUGAACCGGCCCAUGACUCCUACUCGAGACCAUGUCUUUGGUAAAAAGGGACUGAUCAUGUCCAAUGGCCAAAUAUGGAAGGAACAAAGAAGGUUCACCCUGACCACACUAAGGAACUUUGGUUUAGGAAAGAAGAGCCUAGAGGAACGCAUCCAGGAAGAAGCCUACCACCUUGCUGAGGUCAUAGCAGAGGAGAAAGGACAGCCUUUCAACCCUCACUUCAAGAUCAACAAUGCAGUUUCCAAUAUAAUUUGCUCUAUCAUCUUUGGGGAACGCUUUGACUACCAGGAUGCUGAGUUUCAGGAGCUGCUGAGGUUACUGGAUGAAGUUACCCAUUUGGAAGGAUCUCCUGUGGGCCAACUGUACAAUUUCUUUCCACGGAUAAUGGAAUUCCUCCCUGGACCUCAUCAUACUCUCUUCAGAGACUGGGACAAACUGAAAUCAUUUGUUUCUCGUGUGAUUGAAAAUCACAAGAGAGACUGGAAUCCCAAUGAGCCAAGAGACUUUAUUGAUGCUUACCUCAAGGAAAUGGCACAGCACCCAGACAAGACCAUUUCAAGUUUUGAUGAAGAAAACCUCAUCCUUAGCACCCUGGACCUCUUUUUCGCUGGGACAGAGACGACAUCCACAACACUGCGCUGGGGUCUGCUAUACAUGGCCCUCUACCCAGAAGUCCAAGAAAAAGUACAUGCUGAGAUUGACAGAGUGGUUGGCCAGGGGCAGCAGCCAAGCUUGGCCAACCGAGAGUCCAUGCCCUAUACCAACGCUGUCAUCCACGAGGUGCUGAGAAUGGGCAACAUCAUUCCUCUGAAUGUUCCCAGAGAAGUGAGUGUUGAUACUGCUUUGGGUGGAUACCACCUGCCAAAGGGAACCAUGAUCGUGACUAAUUUGACUGCACUGCACAGGGACCCCACAGAGUGGGCAACUCCAGACACAUUCAACCCAGAGCAUUUUCUGGAAAAUGGACAGUUUAAGAAGAGGGAAUCCUUCCUACCUUUCUCACUAGGAAAACGUGGAUGCCUUGGAGAACAGCUGGCUAGGUCUGAGCUGUUUAUUUUCUUCACUUCCCUUCUGCAAAAAUUUACCUUCAAGCCACCAAAGAACGAAAAGCUGAGUCUGAAGAUUAGGGUGGGCCUUACACUUUCCCCAGAGAGCUACCGCAUCUGUGCUAUCCCCAGGGCAUGAUGGUGAAGGAGAAAGAGAGAAGAAAUGGCAUGUCUCUGACGCCUCUGGUGGUUAUACAGAUGUGAGGGGACAGAAUGAAGGUGGGGGAGGAAAGAUGUGAGGAAUUAAGCUAAGAGGAAAUUGGAUCACAAUCCUAGCUCUGCUAUUUCGUUCAGAAUUGAUACAGGGCAAAUCAUGUAUGGAUGAAGUGAUUGACCUUUACAUCCUGGAGAUGGGAAGGAAUGUGGAUGUUUUUCUCUAAAUACAGGUCUUUGUAAGAAUCAAAGGGAAUAAAGGUGAAGGGAGGGGAGGGAAAUGGAGAAAACUAAGAAUCAAGAUAUAUCAUGUAAAGGUGUAGGUUCCCAAAUGAUGAAUGUAACUGUUGUAUACCUAAAUUGUACCAAUAAACAUAAUGAAAAGCAGAAGCAAAGGAAAUAAUGGAAUAAUGGACUCUAGGUGAUUUGUAAUCAAUAAAGCACAUCAUAAAAUUAUAGUU